This is a messenger RNA of Suricata suricatta (meerkat), 4821 nucleotides long. It is a transcript of the gene STRIP1, whose product is annotated as striatin interacting protein 1. The transcript has 21 exons. The record is from RefSeq and is a predicted model, not a curated record. Gene Ontology annotation, biological process: cytoskeleton organization. Lineage: Eukaryota; Metazoa; Chordata; Mammalia; Carnivora; Herpestidae. Gene Ontology annotation, cellular component: cytosol. The coding region runs from base 43 to 2565 and encodes 840 amino acids.
CCUACAGUCUGUGAAUUGAGCCGGGGGUGUGGAGCAGCCAAGAUGGAGCCGGUAGCCGGGGGCACCGGCCCGCUGAUCAUGAACAACAAACAGCCCCAGCCACCACCACCUCCUCCACCGGCAGCUGCACAGCCUCCUCCCGGAGCCCCGCGAGCCGGCGGAGGCCUCCUGCCCGGGGGCAAAGCCCGGGAGUUCAACCGCAACCAGCGUAAAGACUCGGAGGGCUACUCCGAGUCUCCAGAUCUCGAGUUUGAAUAUGCUGACACAGACAAGUGGGCUGCAGAGCUCUCGGAGCUUUACAGCUACACCGAGGGGCCAGAAUUCCUGAUGAAUCGGAAAUGCUUUGAGGAAGACUUCCGGAUCCAUGUAACGGACAAGAAAUGGACGGAGCUGGACACCAGCCAGCACCGUACACAUGCCAUGAGGCUACUGGAUGGCUUGGAAGUCACCGCCAGGGAGAAGAGGCUCAAGGUGGCUCGAGCGAUCCUCUACGUUGCCCAAGGCACCUUCGGGGAGUGUGGCUCAGAGGCAGAGGUGCAGUCCUGGAUGCGCUACAACAUCUUUCUGCUCCUGGAGGUGGGCACGUUCAAUGCAUUAGUGGAGCUUCUGAAUAUGGAGAUAGACAACAGUGCGGCCUGCAGCAGUGCGGUGAGGAAGCCGGCCAUCUCCCUGGCUGACAGCACAGACCUGAGGGUACUGCUCAACAUCAUGUACCUGAUUGUGGAGACCGUUCACCAAGAGUGUGAGGGUGACAAGGCCGAGUGGAGGACCAUGCGACAGACCUUCAGGGCCGAGCUGGGUUCCCCUCUGUACAAUAACGAACCAUUUGCCAUCAUGCUGUUUGGGAUGGUGACCAAAUUUUGCAGCGGCCACGCCCCUCACUUCCCCAUGAAGAAAGUACUCUUACUUCUCUGGAAGACAGUGUUGUGCACGCUGGGUGGCUUUGAGGAGCUGCAGAGCAUGAAGGCUGAGAAGCGCUCCAUCCUGGGCCUCCCCCCGCUGCCCGAGGAUAGCAUCAAGGUGAUCCGCAACAUGAGGGCUGCCUCCCCGCCAGCGUCUGCCUCAGAUCUGCUUGAGCAGCAGCAGAAGCGGGGCCGUCGGGAGCACAAGGCACUGAUAAAACAGGACAACUUGGAUGCCUUCAACGAGCGGGAUCCGUACAAGGCUGACGACUCUCGAGAAGAGGAGGAGGAGAAUGAUGAUGACAACAGCCUGGAGGGGGAGACGUUCCCCCUUGAGCGGGACGAAGUGAUGCCUCCCCCGCUGCAGCACCCUCAGAGCGACAGGCUCACCUGCCCCAAGGGGCUUCCGUGGGCACCCAAGGUCAGAGAGAAAGACAUUGAAAUGUUCCUCGAGUCCAGCCGUAGCAAGUUUAUAGGUUACACUCUAGGCAGUGACACGAACACAGUGGUGGGGCUGCCCAGGCCAAUCCACGAAAGCAUCAAGACUCUGAAACAGCACAAGUACACGUCGAUUGCAGAGGUACAGGCGCAGAUGGAGGAGGAGUACCUUCGCUCUCCUCUCUCAGGGUGUUCCAAGGGAGAAGAGGAUGUGGAGCAGGUUCCCGCGGAGACCCUGUACCAAGGCUUGCUUCCCAGCCUGCCUCAGUACAUGAUCGCGCUGCUGAAGAUCCUGCUGGCCGCCGCCCCCACCUCGAAGGCCAAAACUGACUCAAUCAACAUCUUGGCAGAUGUGCUGCCUGAGGAGAUGCCCACCACAGUGUUGCAGAGCAUGAAGCUGGGGGUGGAUGUGAACCGCCACAAAGAGGUCAUUGUUAAGGCCAUUUCUGCUGUCCUGCUGUUGCUGCUCAAGCAUUUUAAGUUGAACCACGUCUACCAGUUUGAAUACAUGGCCCAGCACCUGGUGUUUGCCAAUUGCAUCCCUUUGAUCCUCAAGUUCUUCAAUCAAAACAUCAUGUCCUACAUCACUGCCAAGAACAGCAUCUCUGUCCUGGAUUACCCCCAUUGCGUGGUGCAUGAGCUGCCGGAGCUGACAGCUGAGAGUCUGGAAGCAGGUGACAAUAACCAGUUUUGCUGGAGGAACCUCUUUUCUUGCAUCAAUCUGCUUCGGAUCCUGAACAAGCUGACAAAAUGGAAGCAUUCAAGGACGAUGAUGCUAGUGGUGUUCAAGUCGGCCCCCAUCUUGAAGCGGGCCCUGAAGGUGAAACAGGCCAUGAUGCAGCUCUAUGUGCUGAAGCUGCUCAAGGUGCAGACCAAGUAUCUGGGACGGCAGUGGCGGAAGAGCAACAUGAAGACCAUGUCCGCCAUCUACCAGAAGGUGCGGCACCGGCUCAACGACGACUGGGCCUACGGCAACGAUCUUGAUGCCCGGCCCUGGGACUUCCAGGCAGAGGAGUGUGCCCUUCGUGCCAAUAUUGAACGCUUCAACGCCCGGCGGUACGACCGAGCCCACAGCAACCCGGACUUCCUGCCUGUGGACAACUGUCUGCAGAGUGUCCUGGGCCAGCGGGUGGACCUCCCUGAGGACUUUCAGAUGAACUACGACCUCUGGUUAGAAAGGGAGGUCUUCUCCAAGCCCAUCUCCUGGGAGGAGCUGCUGCAGUGAGGCUCCUGGGCAGGGGACUGACUGAAAAGGAAAGUCAGGUGAUCUGGAAGUGCCCCUGGGGCUGUCCCAAUUCAUUGCUGCAGUGCUCCCACCUCUCUCCAGGUGGCAGCACAGCCCCACUGCACCCUCCCGGGGCCCGCAGGGCUUGUGGGUGAGUUCAGAUUUGGCCCUUCGUUCAUUCCUAGCGUCCUGCUCAGAGCCGGCAGCUCUCUGCGUGGGACCCUCUCUUCCUUCACUCCUCCCCACCCUCUUCUCUUGGACAUGGUUGGUUGCCGCUCAUUUCUCAGUUCAGCCCAGGCGCAGGAUUAGCCAAGGUGGGCUGGGAAGCCAUUGCGUCUGAAUGGCAGGGAUCACACUGAGACUCUUCUGAGGCACACAGUCCUUGGUGUGUUAGCUGGCCAAGGAGGAGGGCUUAGGAUUAGGGCCAGGGCCAGGAAGUCGGACGCUUGAUUUUGCUUUGGGGGUUUCUGGUGUCAUUCUAGCCUCCUGCUAAGUUUCUUCCAGAGGCAAUUGCAGAAGCUCCUACUGCUGCCUCAGUACUUUGAUUUUGGACAGGGUUGGGGGGAAGAGAGGCUGCCCUUAACCAGAGGUGCCACUUUUCCUCUUGGUCUGCAAGGGUCUGUAAAUACCUAUAUAUAAAUCUCUGUAUUCUCUUGUGUCACGUGGGGGUUUUUAACGUGUUUGUGUAUUUGGUUUACAUUAAAAGGAAGCAAAAACGACCCCCAUUGCCUUGUCUGCAGGAAGUACGGUCCCUGAGUAUCUGUAAGUGUAGAAAGUGGGUUUUCCCGCCAACACUGAUAGUUUGCCCACUUGUUCCCUGCCAGGCUGCCUGCCUUCCCCACCUGAGGGGGAGAUGCUGGAGAAGUUGGCAUUUAUCCAGAGUGUUUUCUCCCACAUCAGUCUGGGAUCACUCCAGCCCAGCUCCAGGACUCUGGGCUGCCGGGGUGAGAAGUUGUCCUGUACCCCUGUGCUCGAUAUCAUUGCAGUGGGAGCCCCAGGCGUCUCCGGGUCACUCUCCUGAGGGGGCCUCGGCCGAACCAAUUUCAAUGCCAGGGAGGGGCAGGGGCUAGGUCAGAGAGCGCGUCAGCCGCUCUGGGCCCUGGCAAGGGUAGGUGGGGUUGGGACUGAGAGGAGACUUCUCUGCCCAGAGCCUGGGGAAGCAGACCAUCCGGAGUCAGCCUCACAGUGGGAAGGAGGGUGUCAGAGGACCCAGGAACCCGCCUCGCUGGGGAAGAGGUGAGGAAAAUCCGUCCAGGAGGUGUUGCCAUGCAGACUCCUGGAGCCGCCACCUGACCUUCCCAUCCCUGGACACGUGCUUCCCCCUGGUUCCAUCGUGAGACCUUGUUUCUGAUGCUUGUGAAAGUGCUGUUCCCUUUCCAGAGUUACUUAAGGGCCCUUAUCUUAUCUUUAGGCCGUGUGUAUGCGAUCCUAGGUCUCUCGACUUACCUAGGAAGUGUACCCCAGGGACAAUCUCUCUCCUGUUGUUUCUUCUGUGCAGUGCCUGCGCCUGGGUUUUGACAGAGCCUCAGUGCAGGCCCCCAAGCUGGGCUUCCAAAGUAAGCCUCAAUGUGCCCCCAUGGUUAGGGGCCGCACAGGGGAAGUGAGCACUUUUCCUGAGAGUCACACAGCCUCUGAGAUAGGAAGUCCUUGUGACUGAGUGAUGUUUUGCCCCCGAGCAACUUGCUAAGGACAAUGGAAUUUGACCCAGUUCAUGUGUGCCUGAUGGAUUUUCUGCUGUUUCUUGCCAGGACCAACAGGAAGUAUGCAUCUUGAGAUUUUAGUUUGGGUCAGGUAGAUAUCCCAGUCAUACUUCACCAGGCGGCCUGGCUCACUGAGCCAGCUUGUCUGAGGGCUUUGUUUCCUCCCCCUCUUUUGAUUUCCCCAAUCUCCUCUGAAGUUUCCCUUAAUCAGAGGUGCCAUUUUUCCCUCUUGGGUUGCAAAGGUCUGUACAUAUCUAUAUAUAAAUCUGUGCAAAAAGAACACAGAAUGAUCAAAGCUGUAACGGCCAUAAAGCCCGGCUAAGCUGGUGAAUCCAUACGUCUGCAGGCCCAGGGGCUGGCCUAGGAGAGCGAGAGCCUUAUCGCAGCCACAGAGGGUGCCGGUGCCAGGCCGGCUGUUCAGAUUUAAGCUCUUGUACAGAAAUGUCUUUUGGAGCAAGUGGCCACCCACAGCGUCUGGCUUUCUCUGGGUUCUGAGACAGGCAGGGUCCACGAAGAUCCUUUGUAAGUGCUUGAGUUACAUAAAAUGUUGACUGUU